CCUACAACUAUUACACACUGAAGCUCUUUGAUACUCUAUAGAACAUAGAGAUGCUUUUAACUCUCCAAGCAAAGCUCUCCAUCCACAACAGACCAAAACCAUCCCCAUCCUCACAGAAGUUACCCCCAAAGCAGCAUCAACAUCCACCAUCCGUACUCAAAAAACAUCCUUGGACCGUUUAGGUUGCUUCCGUGAAUCCUUCGAUACACAACGUGUCGUCGGGAAUCUGCUUGUGAAAAAUAAUAAUAAAUAAAAUUUAGAGAGAAAAAAAGAAAAAAACAUAUUCUAUAGCAGAUAAACUUAAACUCGCAGCGUGUUAAGGAUCCCAUCAACUCUAGUGGUGGUGUAAAUUUUAUCGUCAUUAGUUCUUUUUUUUUUGUAUUAAUAAAAAAAUAAGAAAAUAGCAAAACAUAAAACCCCAGUAUCGUGUUAAAUAAGUGCCAAGUUAGUGAGUUUUCCUUCUUUUUUAUUUUUGUUAAUUGAAAGGCGAGAUUGGAAACCUUUAACUUGAAGCACAUUUCAUAUAGUACCUAUCUAAAGGAAUGUAUCGCGUGCUCCAACAGAACGUUGCAGUGAUUUACUUUCGGUCGAUGUUCGUUUUCAAUGGUGUGAUGCUGCAGGGAUAUUAAUUACUGAUUCAUUCCCUCUCCAUGAGCAUUUCAUUUCAAGUGAAGCAACCCCAAUCGUUGUUGCUGUUGCACUGCACUGCAUCAGCAUCGUUUUUAAUUAAAACUCGUAAUUUGUAUCUUUUGCUUCGUUUUGUUUUAACAAUUAAUGUUAAAUAAUUAUGAGCAUCCCCUGCUACAGGGUUGAUUAUCUCGACGGAUCAACAUCAACAACAACAACAACAGUGACCGACCAUGGUCAAUGCGUGUUUUACGUAUAAUGCGUGUUAUGCUUUUGUAUGUGUGUGUGUUUGUGAUGAAAAAAAUUAAGUUACAUCCGGCUGUGAUAUGUUGUUGAACAACGACGUGCUGUAAAUUCAAGUAUUUUUUGUGUCAAUACAGUCCCAUCAGUAAAUAUCGAUGUAAAUAUUUCAGAUUCUUUGGGUAAAUAACAAAAAUAGCUACUCUUGAAAAGAGAAAGAGAGGAAAAACCAAUAAAAAAGAAUCAGAAGGAUACAAGAACAUACACAAAAGUGAUAAAGAUGCAGUCCAAUUUGUUCACUUUACUUUGGCGAAGAAAACUUUCUGUACUUCUUAUCACGUCAAGUCUGCUCUUACUCGGCCUCUGGACUUGGGCACUAUUCAACGGAACCUAUUCAACAGCCGAAUCAAAUGGUCGAGAUAAAUUAUUUUUCAUAAAGGAAUUCAAUAGCGGUGCAUCAAAUAAGAACGAGUAUCUCAUACAAAAACUUAUUUCGCAAGCUAAUCGAGUCCUUAGAUAUCAACGACAGCAAACAAGUGACCUUUCUGCAUCUGAAUUAGCUGCCUUAUCAUCAUCGAAUAGUGCUGCUGGCCUAUCAUCAUCAGCAUCAUUAUCGUCAUUGUCAAAUAAUAAGGCAAAUAAAAUCGCCAAUAACAAUAAAAUUGGCAGUGUACAAUUUGUGAAAUUCACCCAGAAUCCAGUGUCAACAUCGUUAGUUGAACGAAGAAAAAAAUCAUCAGCCGGUGGGGCUGCACUGGGUGAGAGUUUCCUUUUUGAAGAGGAACGUUUGAAAAUUCUGCAAAAUAAACAAAAAGUACAAAACGACGACAACGUCAUGGACUAUGAGAGAAUUUUAUCGUCGGCCGAACGUCAAUCCCAGUACGAGCAUGAACUACAACGAAUGGGAGUACCAAUUAUGGCUGGUAUCGGUCCAGGAGGACCUCAUCCGCCUAACGAGCGUUUGGUGCAUUUAGAUUUGAAGGGAGCACCACCAAAGUUGUCCUUUCUGAAACGUCUCCUGCCAAUUGUGAAAACUCUAGGAGCAACAGGACUUCUUAUUGAAUAUGAAGAUAUGUUUCCCUAUACUGGUUCCUUACAACCUCUGGCCGCCCUGAAUGCUUACAAAGCUGACGAACUCAAGGAUUUUCUUGAAUCAGUUGCAAUGCAUGGUCUAACAGCGAUGCCGCUAGUUCAAACCUUCGGGCACAUGGAGUUCGCUCUAAAGCUACAGGGAUUUGAACAUAUGCGAGAAAUUCCCGAAUCGCCUCAGUCCAUUUGCCCCAGCCAAAAAGUAUCAAUGUCCUUCCUUCAAGAUAUGUUGACACAAGUGAUUGAGUUUCAUUUAAAUGUUAUUGGAGACAGUUAUUUGCAUGGAAAUAGCAGCAGCAGCCAGUCACAUCAUGGAGAGCAGCAACCCCAACAGCAUCGUCCUCCGGCAUCGCAUCAUCAUCAUCAACAUCAGCAGUCGCAGCAACUGAGAUUUAGUCACAUUCAUAUUGGUUGUGAUGAAGUCGCUCGCAUGGGCGAGUGUGAUAAAUGUCGACAACAUUCUCGCAACGAGCUCUUCCUAUCACAUGUGACAGCUGUUUCGAGCUUUGUUCGGGCGAAAUGGCCACAGUUGAAGGUUGUUAUCUGGGACGACAUGCUUCGUGAUAUGACUUUAAGUGAAAUGCAACACUCGCACAUUGGAAACUAUGUGGAGCCAAUGAUUUGGGUUUAUGCCAGCGAUGUUUAUAGAUUUAUACAGCCUCAGUUAUGGGAUAUGUAUUCUAAAGUUUUCCCAACGGCAUGGGGAGCGUCAGCUUUUAAAGGGGCCUUUGGCGAAAGUCUGAUGAUUCCUUUUUUACAAAGACACUUGGACAAUAAUAUGCGAUGGCUUGCUGUGAUUGCCAGAGAGGGUGGGAGGUUCUCAAAAGGAUUCAAGGGAUUAGCAUUGACUGGUUGGCAACGUUAUGAUCAUUUUGCAACACUUUGCGAACUAAUGCCAAUUGGAAUGCCCAGUUUGAUAAUAUCUUUGGCAACAGUAUCAAAAGGCUACUUUGAAGUUGACCCUAAAGAAAAUGAUAUACUUAAGGUGCUAGAAUGUGCGUUUCAUGCAGAUAGUCGGCGUUCUGGACAUCCAUGGAUUGAACUACAGAGCCAGUCGCAUUUUUGCAAACUUUUCACCACAUGCACAUAUCCCGGAAGUCUUACAUACAAAUUUGCUUUACGGCUCUACGACAAGCAAAUAGAAGUUCAAAAUUAUUUAGUUCAUGUACAAGAAAAAAGUGCCUGGAUGUCUGACUAUAAUGUCCGGCACAAUUUCAGUUCUCCAUUGCGUGUCCACGAGUUAACAGCAAACACCCCAUCACUAAUUGAUGACUUGGCGACAAUGGCUAAAGAAGCACAUAGUGUUAUGGCCGACGUCUUUGACGAGCAUACAAUAGCAGAAUUUAUCGAACAGAAUAUCUAUCCGCAGAUUAUUUCACUGCGAAAACAUAUUGAAAAAGCUCAGAGUUUACUGCAACGUCAAGUGUGGCCCAGGCGGCCACUGCCCUAUUCUAGAGAACUCGUCCAGUUUGAUCUUAUUCCAAAUAAUGAACAACCGGAUAAUAAAUAAUUUGAUAUUUUUGUAUCAUUUUUGUUAUACUUUUAUUACUCUAUAAAAAAAUCUUUUUCUCUUAACAUUUUUCACAUCAUAACACAGUUACAGUUAAACACAAACACAAACUAAUAAGCAUAGUGUAUAAAAUAUCUUCUUAUUAACAAAAUAUUAUUUAAGUUUUUAUUGAAAUGAUUUUUUUUUUUUUGUUUUAAAUUGUUAUUGAAAGACA
Molecule: messenger RNA, 3680 nt
Organism: Episyrphus balteatus (marmalade hoverfly)
Lineage: Eukaryota; Metazoa; Arthropoda; Insecta; Diptera; Syrphidae
Product: hexosaminidase D
Exons: 8
Coding region: 1148-3466 (772 amino acids)
Molecular function (GO): hexosaminidase activity
Source: RefSeq, a predicted model, not a curated record